Podarcis raffonei (Aeolian wall lizard) is the source of this 3756-nucleotide messenger RNA. It is a transcript of the gene RPAP2, whose product is annotated as RNA polymerase II associated protein 2. The record is from RefSeq and is a predicted model, not a curated record. The transcript has 13 exons. Bases 721 to 2562 code for a protein of 613 amino acids. Gene Ontology annotation, cellular component: cytoplasm; nucleus. Gene Ontology annotation, molecular function: RNA polymerase core enzyme binding; RNA polymerase II CTD heptapeptide repeat phosphatase activity. Lineage: Eukaryota; Metazoa; Chordata; Lepidosauria; Squamata; Lacertidae.
GCCCGAGGUCCCUUCAGCCCCCCCAUAAAAUAUUUGAGGGGGUCAGGCCUCCCCACAAGCUGUUGGGCAUUGUCAUUCAAAUGGCGUGUCUUGUGGUCGAUUAGGGCUUACCUGCCUGACCCCCCAGUAUUUUAUUCAAGUUGGCACCAUGGGCAUAGCCAGGAUUUUUUGUUUUUGGGGAAGUUGAGCUUUUUUUGGGGGGGGGAGAUAGCCCCCAAAGUUGUUGUUUUUUAAGUGGGUGUGGUGGGCAGAACUACAGUUGAUCGAGAAUUUUUACUCAUUUUUGAGGAUUUACAUGCAUGCCUGGCGCCCACUAAGUCCACCCAAACUCCAUUUGCCGUGUGCUUCAGUUUUUAACUUUGGGCUUGCUUUCCUAGGAAGCGACCACCACUGAAUAGGAUGGAUCCCUGCUUUUGACAGAUGGGGCAUAGGUUUGCGCUCUUAAGAGGGCAAUUCCCUAUAAAGUUGCUACUGAGUGUUUCCUGUGGGAAAUGUUCCUCUGCAAAACAUGACUGGGUUCGAGGUUGGGUGGACACUUGUCAGGAAUGAUUCAUUCAGCUGUGGUUCCCACACUGCAGAGAGUUGGAAUAGACCAGCCUUUGGGGUCCUUUCAAACUCUAUAGGAUUCUGUGUUGCGCACCUGCAGUCCUUUUCUAGUUUAUCUGGGGCAGGGGAACCUCACCCAACACAGCCAUAGGACUUGCUUUCAAUUAAGCUCGCAUGGCUCACGUACUCGAAUCGGGCCAGACUGUAGCUAAGCGGAAAGUGCCGCAUAUAUAUGGAAAGAAACAGUCGAGUGCUUUGAAAAAUGAAGAUGCUGCACAAAGGAAGGCGGCACUUGAAGCUGCCAUUAGAAAGAAGAUUGAGGCUGAGCGAAAAGCCUUGCAGGUUGUCGAACGUCUGUUGGAAGAAGAUAUUACAGAAGAAUUCCUUGUGGAUUGUGGGAAGAUUAUAACACCUCCUCACUAUAAGGAUGUUGUGGAAGAACGAUUUAUCAUCAAGUUGUGUGGCUACCCCAUAUGCCAAAAGAGGCUACAGAAUGUGCCAAAACAAAAGUACAAAAUAUCAACCAAAACAAACAAAGUGUAUGAUAUUACUGAAAGAAAGUGUUUUUGCAGUAACUUCUGCUACAGAGCAUCAAAAUACUUCGAAGCUCAGAUUUCAAAAAGUCCUGUGUGGCUGCGAGAAGAAGAAAGGCCACCAGAAAUUGAAUUGCUGAAGGAUGGGGAAAGUGGCCACUCUGGGAAGGAAGUAAAAUUAGUCAACGAAGCAAUCAACACUUUAGACGUUGAAAACCCUCUCCCAGCAGUGACCCAGGGCGACUCCAGCAUAGACAGUGAGAGCAGCAGUGAGGCCGAACAAGAAUUUGUCUCCUCUGUUCUGCAAGAAAAGAGUGUACAUCCAUUGCCCAGGAAGGGUAUUCUCAAAGAGAAGUGCAUGCGGAGAGCACAACCCAAACCUACCAAUGCAGACGCCUCCAUUGAUGAUGCCGCAGAGCAGUUAAGUCGGUGCAAAUUAGACACUCAAGGAAAAGAACAUGUUCUGGAUAGCUCUCGGAUUAAAGGAGCUCCUGUUUCUCUAUCCAGUCCUACUCCUGAAACUGUCCAGCUCUCUGAAGGCUUUGGAGAUAGCUCCAGCGGCUCGCAAGUAGUUUUCCUGGGUGUGAGCCCAAAAGGGGCAGAACUGUUUAAAAGGUUGCUUGCCAAAUCGAAACAGAUUGCGAAGCCCACCUCGGAAGACCCAGCCAACCUGCUCACUGCCAAAUAUAGCUUGCUAGAAGGGCUGAGGCAGACCUUUACUGAAUGGAAGACUGAGGAAACGGCAAAGCUCCUCCAAGGCAGCGACGCCGCAGCCACCUAUGCCCCACAGCCCUCUCUGGCAGCUGGCCAUGAGGAAGAGGAGGAGCUUGAUGAGGAUGACUUGGAGAGUGACAACGAACCUAACAAAGCCGCUUCUGAGAGAGGCGCCCAGAACCCUUUGAGCCAGCCGUUGCCUUUCAAGGCCUCGAGCCCAGCAGCGAAACCUAUACCCAGCUACGAGAAACUGAAAGAAGAGACCUCGCAGUUAGAGUUAAAGGUGCAGGAAUUUUACAGAGGAAACUUCGCCUUAGGCGAAGAAGAUCUGGCAACCCUGUCGAGAGGGGAGCAGCAUCACAGCAAUGACAAUGGUGAUCAUCAGCGGUCCCCUGCCCUCCCGCUUGUAGAUUCUAAAGCUCAACAGCAGAUUCGGACACGGAUUGUCCUCGAAAAGCUGCGAAAAGUUUUGCCUGCUGUUUUGGGCCCUCUUCGGAUUCCUCUUGGGGACGUUUACAGUGAACUUAAAGAUCUCGUUAAGACGUUCAGGUUAACAAAUACAAAUAUUAUUCACAAAACUCCCGUAUGGACCCUGAUUGCCAUUGUGCUUUUGUCCGUGUUGUCGCAAAACAUUCCCGUCUUUGCAAGUUCCCAGCACAGCCAAGGAUAUUCGCAGUUCCUGGCUACUUUGCUUGAAGAAUUACACUUCAAAAAUGAAGAUUUUGAAAGUUUAACAAGAAUAUUCAGAAGCAAUAGUCUUCCAUAUUGAGGCAUGACGGAGGAAAGGGAGGCCUUUGAUGUUCCUCUCCUGGCCUGCCCCAGUAUGGCGUAUUUUUGGCCCCUCCAACAUCGCAGCUCCAUCUUCAUGGGAGCACCAGCUGUUAACUUUUGUUCGGCAUCCUGGAAGCGGCUUGCAAGUUCAGAUCUCCCUCUCAGAAGAUGUCUUUCUCCGCCCUUGGAGAUUGUUAUCAUUUAACACAAUUCAGUAUUUAUUUACUGUUUUCUGUUUCCAAGUAUAGAUGAACUUUUUCACACAGUUAGGGCUUGAUACAUUUGAGACAUUACAGAUUAAGAGGGAAUUUUAUAUUUUAGAGUUCAUAUCAAAUGCCACCGAAUCAGAUGGCAUUCACCGGAUUAAGCAUAUCACUGAAAAUGAAACUGUAAUACAGUAGGUUUGAUAAUGCUGCUUUCAUGAUAUCGAUGGAACUUUUCCUUGUUCUUUUAUCUGCAGAAUAAGUUGAUCAUCAUGCGCUUCUUUUUCUAUGCUGAAAUUGGAUCAAGAUGUGAAGUGACACUACCAAACAAAUUUAAUUUAAGUACACCAAAUGGAGAAAACAACAAGAAUAAAACUUAUUGGUCGAGUUUGUAUGAAACAGUGAUAUGAACGAAGGCUGAUCUGUAAUUCACCAUUGAAUUUAACACAACUGUUGAAUACAUCAAGCCAAACUGAAGCUCUUGUAUGAUGAAUAUUUUUCAUCUUUCUCAUUUCUUCAGAUAAGUGGGCUAUGCUAAGAUUUGGACACUGAGACAGAUCAUCUUUCCGGGUCUUUCACUAUUUUCAUCAAGUUGCCCUAAUGAAGGGGUGGCUGUCCAUAUCCUAUUGGACUUCAGCUUCUAUUAGCCACAGCCAUCAUGUCCUUUGUUCAGGGAUUAUGGGAGUUGUAGUCCACCAACAUUUGGAGGGCAAAAGGUUCUUCAUCAUUAUAAUGGAACACCAACAUUUUGUGUGUGUGGCCGUGUGCCAUUAACUUCCUAAGGAAAUUGUGUCAUUCAGCAUUUCUGAAAAGUUAAAGCAAAUCUAAGGUGCAGUUCUUUGAUUUUUCCCCCCAGAAAGAAGUGCCUUAGUAAAGUAUAGCAAAGAAACAUAAUCUGAAUUGUCAUUGCAGUAGUCACAAAAUAAUAUAACAUCCUAUGGUUAUUAUGAUAUGGAACUUCUUAAUAAAGUGCUUAUUUUGCUUAUUUA